AAAAACUCGCCGCCCCACGCGGCCGCACCCGCUCGCUCGGACAGAGCUCGGCCCGGCUCGGCUCGCACGAACCCGGGACCCCUGCUUGCCCUCCUCUGUCCCUUGAUGCGCGUGCCCCCAUGCGGCGGCGGCUCCGACACAGUUAGGCCCCGUCUGGGGCUGCGUCCGCGGCGGCGGCGGCGGCGAUGAAGCGGCCGCUGCGGCGCUCCUUCGCGGUGCUCCUCUUCGUCGUGCUCGUCGGCGCGGCCUCGUUCUCCGCCGCGCUCCGCCGCGCCGUGGCGCCCGCGCCCGCGCGGGAGCCGCCCCUCCCGCUCGACCCGGCGCGCCUCAACGCCACGCUGCUCCGCCUCGCCGCCGUCGAUCCCUCGGAGGCCCCGCUGCGGCGGGACGUGGACGAGCUCCUCGACGGCCGCCUCCCGGCCUCCGCGGCGCGCGCCCGCGCGUGGCGCCGCGACCGGCUCCUCCACCCGCUCCACCUCCACCACCAGCGCUUCCCGCUGCCCCGCCGCGGCCGCUACCCGGACGAGGAUCACGACACCCUGCUCCACCCGCUCCCGCGCCACGAGCAGCAGCUCCACAUCGACCCCGCCCUCCGCCGCGCGCUCCGCUCCUGGCACCGCCUCCGCCGCUACGAUCCCACCGUCCUCGGCAGCCUCCCCUCCCUCCUCUCCCUGCCCGGCCGCAUCCCAUCCUGCGCAGUUGUCGGCAACAGCGGCAUCCUCCUCCGGGCGAACCACGGCGCCCUCAUCGACUCCCACGACGCCGUGUUCCGCCUCAACAACGCCCGCAUCGCAGGUUACGCCGCGCACGUCGGCAGCAAGACCAACCUCUCCUUCAUCAACAGCAACAUCCUUCACCUCUGCGCGCGCCGACCCGGCUGCUUCUGCCACCCCUACGGCCACGGCGUCCCCAUCCUGCUCUACAUCUGCCAGGCCGCCCAUUUCCUCGACAUCGCCGCUUGCAACACCACCUCAUCCUCCCGCCACGGCUCCCCCAUCUCCGUCACCGACGCCCGCCUCGACGUCCUCUGCGCCCGCAUCGUCAAGUACUACUCCAUCCGCCGAUUCGUCGCGGAGACUGGCCGCGCGGCCGAGGACUGGGACCGCGCGCACGACGCCGCCAUGUUCCACUACUCGUCCGGGAUGCAGGCCAUCAUGGUCGCGGUGGGAGUUUGUGACAGAGUCAGCGUGUUCGGCUUCGGGAAAUCCUCCGAUGCAAAGCACCAUUACCAUAGCAACCAGAAGGCGGAGCUGGAUCUCCAUGACUACGAGGCGGAGUACGCCUUCUACCACGACCUCGCCGAGCACCCGCAGGUAGUCCCCUUCCUCAAGGAUGCUGGAUUCACCGUCCCGCCCGUCAUCUUCUACCAUUAGGCCAGCUUCGUAGUGUGCGCGGCAUGUGCUCGACGUUAUGUGGCACGGGUGUUUUUUUUUUCUUCUUUCGGGGUGUUUUGAUUAGUAAGUACGAUGUAAAACUUGUUGUGUCGGUGGGUUAAUCUGUUUUGAUUAGAUGAAGUAGGCAAAUUGAGGUAGAAAAAAUUUCGUGUGCUGUUGGAGUUGGAGUUGGAAGUUGUAUAUUGGGAUUUAGGCUACUCCAUGGUAUAGAAGGAUUGUUUGGGUUUUUUGGCUUCAGCAGGACCGUAGGCAGGGUCUGGAAUUGUAAUCUUAGACUGAUAUCUCAAUUUAUUAUGAAACAAAAUGUAUAUCGCAUACACAAAUUACCGUCACUUUUCUGCUAUGUUUUCACAUGUAUUACAUCCUUCUUAUAGUUUUUCUAUCUCUGGCCAUGAUACCUUGGCAUUUUAUUUU
Molecule: messenger RNA, 1808 nt
Organism: Panicum hallii
Lineage: Eukaryota; Viridiplantae; Streptophyta; Magnoliopsida; Poales; Poaceae
Product: sialyltransferase-like protein 1
Exons: 1
Coding region: 186-1373 (395 amino acids)
Molecular function (GO): sialyltransferase activity
Source: RefSeq, a predicted model, not a curated record